CAACAAUUUGAUCAUUAAAAAUGAAUUGGAACGGUGGUUAUCUUCAAAAAUUUCGGCCACGAAAAAUGACCCAAAGAGAUUUGGAAAAAAUUAAAAUCGAAGAAAAUAUCAAACGUCGACAGCAGCAGUCGAAAUGUUUGAAAGAAAAAGAUAAACAAUCAAUCAGUUUGAAACAAGUGAUGCCAAAACGAAUCAUUGAUCGACCAUUAAUUAUUCGUUCCAAAUAUUUCGAACCAUAUGAUAAUUUCAUAUCAAAAUCCGUGAAAUCGAUCAUCAAAAAUGAUGAUUGUCAAGACGAAAAUGUACAUCCGAAUAAAGAAAACGAUGAAAUUCCAUUCGAAGAAUUUGCUGAAAUCUAUCCGGAAGAUGAAAUCAAUCCAGACCAAAAUUGUGUUAUUUUCAAAAUAAAUACCGAUGAUGAUGAUGAUGAUAAUAAUAAUGAUGACGUAUGUUGAUUAUAUCUGUCAUUCAAACAGGAUAAAAAAGGAUGGUCAAUGACAAUGUCCAAAAUCCAUCAUUAUUAUGGCAUAAUAAUUGUCUUAUUAAAACAUGUAUCAAAUCAUCUCAUUGUUGUAUAUGAUAACAAUUAACUUAUAAUAAUCACAUAAUAAUCAUCAUCAUAUGAC
Molecule: messenger RNA, 626 nt
Organism: Dermatophagoides farinae (American house dust mite)
Lineage: Eukaryota; Metazoa; Arthropoda; Arachnida; Sarcoptiformes; Pyroglyphidae
Source: RefSeq, a predicted model, not a curated record